Wasmannia auropunctata (little fire ant) is the source of this 1012-nucleotide messenger RNA. RefSeq lists its product as uncharacterized. Lineage: Eukaryota; Metazoa; Arthropoda; Insecta; Hymenoptera; Formicidae. The transcript has 3 exons. The record is from RefSeq and is a predicted model, not a curated record. The coding region runs from base 156 to 743 and encodes 195 amino acids.
CUCUCGAUUAUGAACUAGUCAAAUGACUCUGACAGGACUUUACUUAUCUUAACUCGCAAGGACACUAGAUUUAUAGCAUGUCGCGAUUAGAAAAUUGAUGCGUACAUAUACCUUUGUGUUUUCAAGCACGGUGUUGGGAUAGGUCGCGCUAUAUAAUGGCUCAGGCAUUCUACGUUCGGAAUCCUUAUCCUGUGCCGGAUAUCUCCCGGGAAGGCACGUGGAUAUCCCGCGGACCCGUGCUGGGAGAUAAAGUCUCGCCGUCGGAUAGAGACUGGAAUGUCAAACUGAGCGCUCACGAGCGUCUCUUCGCUCAUCACACCCUAAACAGCAUUCGCAGGGAUCGUCGACUCGUCAGACCGCAGGUUCCGCGCGACGCCCUCGAUCUAGCACUAAACAGCGUUUAUGCUCACAGUCGGGACACUCUAGUUUCGAAGAAGUACGUGCCCAUCCAGCCGGAAACGCUCGGCAGAGAAACUUGGCGUGUCUUGCGAAACGAGAUUAAGAUAUUACCGGAACCACCUAAACCAGAUAGACCGAUGCACGUGAGCGGUCAUCCGGACGAGAAACUUAAACCGCUAGUUCGGGCACCUUUAUCGGCGGACAAAUCGAAGUGUCAUAGCGGGCCAACUUUACCGCGGAGAAUUCAUCCGAGCAGCGUGAAAUUAAAUAUCGAGGGUCCUCAUAUGGACCAAUCGAAUCCCGGAUACAGUCGCAAAAUCGACGGAACUUUUUACAGUAUUUAAACACGGAUUUGGGCGGUGUUUGAGCGGCACGCUUGGAGAACGUUCGGAUUAAGCUGAAACCUGCAAUUCGCCGAAUGAAGCUCCCGCUUUUACAAAUACCAUUAUCGCUAUUGGCAUAAUCUGGCGAGAUUUACGUUUUGGAACACUCCGAGAAGCAGCGAAUCGUGAUUGUAUAAUGUGGAUGCGAAAUUGAUCGUGUUAGAAGGCUUUUGUUUACAUUCACGCGUAUAUGAUUAAAUCGCGUCAAUCGCCGCCGUUAUUUCGCAGCA